AAUAAUCAGUGCAGAGACGUUCGCGAAAACCAGCGAAGUGACGCUUCGUGCCGUCGAGCACCAUGUUCGGCGACGGCGACACGGCACCACGCGUCGUCGAGGACUACCGCGGCGUCAUCCAGAUCCUCAGCGACGGCACCAUCGUCCGGUCGGACCCCGCCGUCCUCCGGCCGCCGGAGCGCUUCCCCGACGUCCCUGGCGUCAAGUGGGAGGACGUCGUGUACGACGCCGCGCACGGCCUCAAGCUGCGCGUGUACAGGUCGGCGGCGGCCGGGGACGCCGGGAAGCUGCCGGUGCUCGUGUACUUCCACAGCGGCGGCUUCUGCCUCGGGACGUUCGAGCAGCCCAACUUCCACUCCGGCUGCCUCCGCCUCGCGUCGGAGCUGCCCGCCGUCGUCCUCUCCGCCGACUACCGCCUCGGCCCCGAGCACCGCCUCCCCGCCGCCAUCGACGACGCCGCGGCUGCCCUGUCCUGGCUGCGCGGACAGGCCGCGCUCGGCGCGGGCGCCCAUCAUCCAUGGCUCGCUGAAUCGGCCGACUUCACCAAGGUGUUCGUCGCCGGCGAGUCCUCCGGCGCGAACAUGUCCCACCACGUCGCGGUGAGGCGCGGGUCGGGCCAGCUCGCCCUCCACCCGCUGCGCGUCGCGGGGCACGUCCUGCUGACGCCGUUCUUCGGCGGCGCCGAGCGCACCGCGGCGGAGGCGGAGCCCCCGGCGGGCGCGCUGUUCACGCCCGAGAUGUCCGACGCGCUGUGGCGCCUGUCGCUCCCGGCCGGCGCGACCAGGGACCACCCGGCGGCGAGCCCGUUCGGCCCGGACAGCCCGUGCCUGGAGCCGGUGGCGUUCCCGCCGGUGCUCGUCGUGUCGGCCGGGUGCGACAUCCUCCACGAGCGCGUGCUGCGCUACGCGGCGAGGCUGGAGGGGAUGGGGAAGCCCGUGGAGCUCGCCGUCCUCGAGGGGCAGGAGCACGCGUUCUUUUCCCGCCAGCCGUGGGGCGAGGGCGCCAGCGAGCUGAUCCGAGUCAUGAAGAGCUUUGUCCACAAUGGCGACUGCGCCGGGUGCAACUAGUACUAGUACAAAUGUUGGGGAUUGCUGGUCUGAUAAGUCCGUCUCCUUUUGGGGGUUUUGAUCGUCUUGUUCGUGCUCUGAUUCUCCACGACGACAGGUAUAACGUCUGGAGUUCGUCUGUAGUCGAAUAAAUCGUGGUGCAAAGUUUGUGUAUCCCUAGUUUUCAAAUUUCGAAUAAAAAACAACUUUGUA
Panicum hallii is the source of this 1259-nucleotide messenger RNA. RefSeq names its product probable carboxylesterase 15. The transcript has a single exon. NCBI's taxonomy places the organism in Eukaryota, Viridiplantae, Streptophyta, Magnoliopsida, Poales, Poaceae. Bases 63 to 1067 code for a protein of 334 amino acids. Gene Ontology annotation, molecular function: hydrolase activity. The record is from RefSeq and is a predicted model, not a curated record.